Prorocentrum cordatum is the source of this 1976-nucleotide messenger RNA. The record is from the annotation of a GenBank genome assembly. Lineage: Eukaryota; Dinophyceae; Prorocentrales; Prorocentraceae.
GGGUUGGGUUUCUUGUGGAAGGUUUCUUCUGAUCGAGCUCAUGUUGUAAACCCUCCUCACGAAGGGCUCUGUCCUCCACAAGCCCCUUCUCUUGACUUCUCUGAGAGGGCUGGCCCCCUUCGGCCACCACCACGUGCGCGCCGCCAGUGCUCCCUCCCUUGAGGACGCCGUGGACACCGCGGUCAUCCUGACGGCGCAAAGACGGGCUCGGCCCCCGAUCGGGGCGCCGCGGAGGCGCUGCUGAGAAGUGGCGACGCGCCCCUGCUGCCUCCUGCCAGGAGCCGUGCCAAGCAGCUCUUGCUGAAGAGGACGAUGGACUUUACGUUCUGCCGGUACACCGUCAGGCUGCUCUGGGACCCUCUCGCGGCGUGCAAAGAAAAAAUCGCGACGGGAGGAUUUCCGCUGUUUCCGGCCUGUGGGGGCCCUUGCCAGGCCUCGGGGCCGUCAGAAAACGACUCGGGACGAGAAGCCGGUCCCGUCGGUGGGAUCGAGACCUCAGGGGUGUGAUCUUACACUUCGCCGGUGUCAGGCUUUUCUCGGCGUCGCCAUUGCGGAACACGUCGCUGUGCUUUUUCGACGCGCAGCGGUUCCCCAGCGCGGCGGGCCGAGCGUCCUGGUCUCGGUGCGAUGUCGCGCUUGGUUGUCUUGAGCGUUGGGGUGCCCCGUCAGUUCUUACCAACCUGGCACCUAUACCUACGAUUGACAUUCGCCUUAUCUCGACGCCGAUCUUGAGGAUUACCUCAGUUUAUGCAGGCGCAUCGCUAAGAUUGUCAUCGCUUUUUGGCUUGUCGGUCUAAGGGAUGGGGAUGCGCUCGAGGUUGGUCAAUUUCCCCCCGUGAUGCGGUCGCCUUGGCUUGCAUCAAUGUUGUGGCGGAUGUGGUCAUUGCUGUUGUGCUGUGCGGGGUCGGCAAGGCAUGCGGUCGUCGUUCCAGAACUGUGCGACGUGGUCAGCGGGGUGUGCUCGAGCUCAUCCCGUGGCUCGAGUCGAGCGAAAAGGCCGUCCUGCCGCAGACCUCACCGAGGGGGGAGAGAGCAACCGCGACGCGAGAUCCCAGGUGGCUGGGCACGUGGCGCUGACCAUAGACGACGCGCCAGGCCGCUUGCCACAGGCCUGCUCCCGGAUCCCCGACGUGGCAGACCUGUUGCGCGCCCGAGGGGCCCGCGCGAGCUUCUUCCUCAUGGGCGGCUCCGUCCGCGGGCACGAGGCAGACCUGGUGCGCCUCGUGCGCGAGGGCCACGAGCUCUGCAACCACGCCGUGGCCGACAGGCCGUACCACGAGGACAGCCCGGAGGAGUUCGCCGCGGCCGUGGACUCCUGCAACGAGCAGAUAAAGGAGAUCCAGCGAUCCGCUGGCGUCCCCGCCUGCGCGCGCUGGUUCCGCGCGCCGCACGGCAAGUACACGGAGAGCAUGGAGGAUGUACUUCAUGAGCGGCUAUUGACCAACACGAUGUGCGAUUGCUAUGCCAGCGACCCCGUGGUCGAGGACGGCGAGUGGAUCGGCAACUUCCUGGCACGCCGCGCGGUCCACGGCUCCACCCCCUGGGGCGCAUUCGGCCUCGGCCCGGCGGCCGCAGGCUCUGAGGCCACGGCUCGCCGCCCUCUGCGGCGGCCCUGCCGUUGGGCAGGACGGGCUGCAGCGGCGCGGGCUGCGCGCCGUGUCCCUGGCGGAACUGGCGGAGCUGGCGCUGGGGCGCGGCGCCGACGCCCGCGAGGACUUCGCACGGCUGCAGGGGCACGGCCUCGGCCGCGAGCCGCGGGAGCAAAAGUCAUCGGCGCGCAGGUCAUGGGCCCGCGCCAGACGGAGGUCGUCCACCGCCACGAGGGCCAGCCCUCGGGGGCCGCGCCAGCCGCGUCCGCGCCGGGCGCGUGCGGCAUGCAGCAGGAACAGCUUAACCAGUGCUUCAAGACAGCAGUGGAUGCGUCGCAGUGCCAGUUCUACUUGGACUCGCUGAAGGCAUGCCAGCAGACCCAAUGA